Molecule: messenger RNA, 1235 nt
Organism: Andrographis paniculata
Lineage: Eukaryota; Viridiplantae; Streptophyta; Magnoliopsida; Lamiales; Acanthaceae
Product: protein HEAT-STRESS-ASSOCIATED 32
Exons: 5
Coding region: 146-1006 (286 amino acids)
Source: RefSeq, a predicted model, not a curated record
UCCAAGUUCCAACUACGAAUAUGAUGAUGAUCCAAUCCAACACCGACACUACUUUGCUUCGGAAAAUUUUUGCAUUUUACGAUCUUCACUGUGCCGUCUCCUUAAGUAAUCAGGAAUUAUCAGUGUUACGGACAGGGUAUAGAGAAUGGCUGCCUACCGAUGGAAGAGCUUCUUCGAAGAUGAGGAUCGUCCGGAAAAGCCGAGGAGGUAUGGUGUUACGGAAAUGAGAGGGCCCAAUUAUUCUCUCUUCUCCCAGAACCUUCUCCAGGAUGUUUUUGAGUCCAUGGGAGAGUUUGUAGAUGGCUUGAAAUUUGCUGGAGGGUCUCAUAGCUUGAUGCCAAAAGAUUAUAUUAAAGAAGUGACUGAUAUGGCACACAAGCACAAUGUGUAUGUCAGCACUGGUGACUGGGCAGAGCACCUACUGCGUAAAGGUCCUUCUUCAUUCAAAGACUAUAUUGCAGAAUGUAAGCAAUUGGGUUUUGAUACGAUUGAGAUUGAAGCUGGAUCACUCGGAGUUCCGGAAGAGGCACUCUUGAGAUAUGUCAGGCUGGUAAAGGGUGAGGGUCUUAGAGCUAAACCCGUGUUCUCUAUUAAGGUUAAUAGAUCGGAUAUCCCAGCUAAAGAUAAUAAAGCAUUUGGAUCAUAUGUGGUUCCUGCACCCCGAUCUUCAGAGCUUGUUGAGGACAUUGAUCUUCUGAUUAGAAGGGCAGAGAGAUGCCUUGAAGCUGGGGCAGACGUUAUAAUGAUCGAUGCUGAUGAAGUCUGCAGACAAGCUGAUUCAAUGAGAGCUGAUGCUAUAGCAAAAAUUGUGGGCCGUCUAGGGCUUGAGAAGACAAUGUUUGAUGCAUCAAAUCCUAAGACAUCUGAGUGGUUCAUUAAACAGUAUGGCCCAAACGUAAAUCUUUUUGUCGAACAUUCUCAAGUGAUGGGCCUGGAGUGCCUCCGCGGCCGUAACCUCGGCAGAAACCAUUCUUCUAUUCUUGGCUCCUCAUAUUUUCUCUUUUAAGCUGGUAUUGAUAACUCGGGCACAGUGUUGCUAUGUGUAAACAGUAAUAUGUUCUGCUCUGCAUCGUGACUAUAAUGUAUGCGAUAUGCCUAUCAAGCUAUUGUUUUCUUAUUUGUGUAAACUACCCUAUUCCAGUAUAUACCGAGUACCAGCAUUAUGUAUCUUCAACACUGAAUCUCCAUCAAAUUUGGUGUUUGUCGAAUUAAUACAUUACAGUUGAUUGAGUAUC